Molecule: messenger RNA, 660 nt
Organism: Bathycoccus prasinos
Lineage: Eukaryota; Viridiplantae; Chlorophyta; Mamiellophyceae; Mamiellales; Bathycoccaceae
Product: HopJ type III effector protein
Exons: 1
Coding region: 1-660 (219 amino acids)
Source: RefSeq, a predicted model, not a curated record
AUGUCUGUCUCAUCCCGCGCUUUUGCGAGAGCGCCGUCAAAGUCGUCGUUUACGUCGUCGUUUACGUCGCGCAUUCUUCGCAGAGGAGGAGGACGAAGCCACGAGCACGCGAAAAGAAGCGCUUCGAAGCGCUUUUGUCGUCGCGACGCGACCACUUUCCUCGCUUCUUCGUCGUCGUCUUCCGAGACCGACCGGCAGCUUUUAGACAAGAUGAAAGUCGCCGUCGCGUCGGCGACGUCCGCGCCGACCGCAAAACACGUGCUCGAGGCGCUGAAAGAACUCUCCUCGCAAGAGUUCGGGUUAGCGAACGUGAAGUUUACCGAAGUGAUGGCGAAAAUUGACGAAUUGUACGACCACGAUCCGCAGUUUGGGUACAGCAGUGGCGUCGGGACGGAUGGCUUCGAGACGGAGAACAAAGCCGGAGUAAACAUGGGGUCGAAUAAAGUGUUUUAUUUCGCGAAAAUGCACGAUUUUACGGAAGAGAUGACGUUGAGGUUGUUUUGCGAGCACUAUCAGGACGUGUUGGAUACUCCGGACGGGCAGUCGCAUCUGAACAUCCGGAGUUUUAUGAAGAACGGGUGGGCGGGCGUUCGCUUCGAAGGCGAGACGUUGAGACCGAAAGGAAAGGAAGGGGAGGGGGAGCGAAUCGAUCAAAUCUAA